GAAACAAUUUAUAUAUCUCGAAUAGCAACGCUGAAUUUAUGAAGUCGUAACGAAAAUAAAUUAUUUUAUUUUGUAAUUCAUCCAAUUUGAUGCAAUAAUAAAAUGUCUGAGAACUGUCAUAUGGUACAAGAGUGCUUUGAAAGGAACUGGUCACUAAAGAAGUAUGAAGAGAUAGCUGAAAGACUCUCGACGCCAACAUUUAGUUGCAGUUCAACAGAGAAACUACCCCCACUCCCACCUAUAGCGAAGCACGAAGUCCCAUCGCCACUGUAUGCUAUGGUCACACGGAAUGCUACACAUCCACCUUUAAUGAAUUCUUUUACCCUGACUAAAGCUUCCCCUUUCAAGGAACAGAAAUACUGGCGCUCACCUAGUCAAUCUAUUGGGAACAAUUUUUCUCCAAACGCUGCUAACUUAUCAAUGCAAAGUCUAGCAAAAUGUGACGGAUUAUUUAAAAUCCGUUCCAGAAAAAUAAAAGAAAAGGACGAAUCUAAGAGCAGGAAACGUUUUAGAGUUAUGUCCCCAGAGGAGCAGAUCGAUCAAAUGAAAACCUUGGAGAAAGAAAGAAAUACUAACCGUCAGAAGCCAUCAGAAAGAGAUAUAGAAAGAUAUACUUACUAUAUAAAUAAAGGUAUACCAGAUUUUAUGCUUGCUCCAUUACCAAAUGAACUAUGGGAAAGUUUACAAAAAUACCUACCAUGGAGUUUAACAUUGACAUGGCCAACUCAAAUAGUUGAUUUACAACAAGAAAUACAUGAUGAUUAUGUAUAUGCUGUAAAAAAAUCUAUCGUCGACUACAUUCUACUAGAUCCAGAGGAAAGAAAAAGAUUGUUUAUUGAAUCGUUGCCUAUUCCAUACCCAAACUUCGUUAUUCGAGCUCCUGUUCCAUGGCAUACAACACGUAAAAAAGCAUAUGAAUUCUGUAAACAAUAUUUAUUUACAAUUGGCCCAAUACCAUUAGCACUACAAAAAAUUUGGUGCACAGAAUUUUCUCAUCUACGUUUUGUAAAUUAUGAUGAAUUAGUAAAUCUUCCAGAACCUUUGGAGCCAAUAGAAUUUGAAAAACUUAUCAUUCAACAAUGUCAAAAUACAAGAGAAAUAUUACGUAAAAAUUGGAUACCAACAUGUGCAAAGACUAUUACUGAAUUAAGUAAUACAUGGUCUCAUUUAAUGCCAGUUAGUUCAUCUGAUUCAAUGGAGUUAGUUCGAUUAUUUUUCGCAUGUAUAUCAGCCUUAAUGUCUCGACAGUUACGUGAUAUUGUAAAUAUAUCUUUACAAGAUUUACUAAAGGUAUUACAAAUUCAUGAAAAUGGAAAUAAAUUUGAAGAACAAUAUGAUGAAUUGAAAUAUUUGCAUAGAUCACCAAUUUUAUUAAAAUUACAUAUAUCUGAUCCAAAAAUUAUAUUUAUACCUAGUUUUCGUGAAAUUCGAGACUGUCUAUUACAUUGUUUUCAAGCAAUAACAAAUGCUGCGGAAAAUUUGCCUAGAGUUGAAGUGGAUAUUUUCCCAGAACUAAGUUCACAUUCAUUAUACUUACGUUCAGUAACAUUUAGUGAUCAAUCAAUAAUUGAAUAUACAGAUCAAGCAAUGAUUAUUUUUCGUGCUAAUUCAAUAGGACCAAAAGAUUAUUUGGAACUAUAUCGUCCAUAUAGUAAUUUAUUUACUAAUAAAGCGGAAUUAGAAUUGAAACAUUUUCUAAAAGAACGUCAUUCAUUAUUAGCUAUUAAAAAGAAAGUUGAAAGUUUACAAGAUUUGAAUACUGAACUCUUAUUGUUACGACAAACAGUUCCGAUGAGUUUAUUUUGUUUAAAUUGUCAAGAUGUAAAUGAUGAAUUAGUUAAACGUGUGUGGAAACUGCAUGAUCUAAUAGCUACAUAUGAAAUGGAUGAAAAUCGUGAUGCAAACAAAAGAAUUUCUUGUCAGUAUGAUGAAAUAACGAACAGACUAGGUGAAACGCCGAUGAAUACAGAAGAUUUAGUGAAACUACAAACAUAUUUACGUGAAGUAGGCAAUACAUUAGUAUUUAAAUUGAAAGAAGAAGUAGCUGAAGCUGCAGAACGACUAAAUUUUCUAUUGGAUUAUGCUCUUUUAUCAUAUGAUGAUAUCAAAUUAAAUGCUACAUUAUUUAAUUGGCCUGAACAAAUUAUGACUAUAAUUGAUAAUACAAAUAUACGUUUAACAACAUUACGUGAAAAUGCUGAAGAUGAUUUAAAACAAAGAAUAAAAGACUUAGAAAAACGUAUAACUAAUGCAUGGGAUCGUAUUAAUUUAAUGCGUCGUCGUGAAGUAAUUUCACUUGAUGAAAUGCUAAAAUCUCAAUCAAUUCUUGAUGAUUUUCAAGCUGAUCUAGAAAGAUUUACAUUGGAUGCUGAACAAAUCAAUAAAGAAGAAAGUCUUGUUGGUUGGGAGCAAACAUCAUUCCCGCAAAUUGUAGAACUUAAACAACAAAUGGAACCAUUUGAUAAUUUAUGGCGUACUGCACUUGCAUUUGAUGUAUAUAAUAAAGAAUGGUUUGAAUCACCAUAUCAUACAUUGAAUCCAAAUGAGAUUGAACAACAAAUUACUGAUAUGUAUAGAAUAAUGCAUAAACUUACCAAAACUUUAACUGAACUACCAGGACCAUCUAAGGUGGCACAAAAAGUUAAGGAUAAACUAACUAAAUUUCAACAGUUUUUACCAAUUAUUCACAUUGUCUGUAAUCCAGGCAUACAAUCACGUCAUUGGGAUCAAAUGAGUGAAAUUGUAGGCUUUGAUAUUAAACCAAUGGAAGAUACUAAAUUAGUGACAUUUUUAGAAUAUGGUUUAAAACCAUAUUUGGAACAAUUAGAAGAAGUUGGUGCUGGAGCUGCUAAAGAACAUCAACUUGAAAUGGCUAUAGCUAAAAUGAAAGGUGAAUGGAGUUUAAUGAAGUUUGAAUUGAUAUCUUACAGGGAUACAGGAAUAUCUAUAUUAUCAGCAGUUGAUGAUAUACAAGUUAUAUUAGAUGAUCAUAUCAUUAAAGCGCAAACAAUGCGUAGUUCACCAUAUAUUAAGCCAUUUGAAGAAGAAAUGAUUUCAUGGGAAACAAAGCUGAUUUCAAUGAAUGAUAUAUUAGAUGUAUGGUUGAAAGUACAAGCUACAUGGUUAUAUUUGGAGCCCAUAUUUUCAUCUGAGGAUAUUUUAGCACAAAUGCCUGAAGAAGGUCGUAAAUUUGGUAUUGUUGAUGUAAUAUGGCGUGAAAUAAUGUCUGAGACAGCAUUAAAUCCAAAUUGUUUAAUAGCUACUGAUCAAAGAGACAUGUUAAAACGGUUAAAUGACGCAUAUUUAUUACUCGAAGAAAUACAAAAAGGAUUAAAUGAUUAUUUAGAAAAGAAGCGAUUAUAUUUCCCACGAUUCUUCUUCUUAUCCAAUGACGAAUUAUUAGAAAUUUUAUCCGAAACAAAAGAUCCCCAAAGGGUUCAACCACAUUUAAAAAAGUGUUUCGAAGGUAUCAGCCGAUUAAUAUUUACAGAACAACAAGAAAUUAUUGGAAUGACGUCAGCGGAAUCUGAAUCAGUACCGUUUGUUACAAAAAUUCAUCCAGCUAAAGCUAAGGGUAUGGUUGAAAAAUGGUUAUUACAAGUUGAAGAUGUUAUGUUUAGCAGUUUAAGAAAAGUGAUUGCCGAUAGUGUUCAUGCAUAUCCUGAUAUUUUAAGAAAAAAAUGGGUAUUAGAUUGGCCAGGUCAAGUUGUUAUUUGUGUAUCAAGCAUUUAUUGGACAAAAGAAGUACAAGAAUCUAUUAAAAAUAAUCAAUUAACUGAAUAUCAUAAUAAAUGUAACCAACAAAUUGAUGAUAUCGUACAAUUAGUAAGAGGAAAAUUAACUAGUGGUGAACGAAUCACAUUAGGUGCACUUACAGUAAUUGAUGUACAUGCACGGGAUGUGGUAACGUCUAUGGUUAAGAAUAAAGUGAGUUCAAUUCAAGAUUUUGAAUGGUUAAGUCAACUGAGAUAUUAUUUCUUACCAGAAGAAUCGAAUAAAGUAACUGUAUGCCAAAUAACAACUGAAUUAGAUUAUGGUUAUGAAUAUUUAGGCAAUACUCCAAGAUUAGUGAUUACACCAUUGACGGAUCGAUGUUAUCGAACACUUAUGGGUGCAUUAAAAUUAAAUUUGGGUGGUGCACCAGAAGGACCAGCAGGAACUGGAAAAACGGAAACAUGCAAAGACUUAGCUAAAGCUAUUGCAAAACAAUGCGUUGUAUUCAACUGUUCCGAUGGUCUUGAUUAUCGUGCAAUGAGUAAAUUUUUCAAAGGACUAGCACAAGCUGGUGCAUGGGCAUGUUUCGACGAAUUCAAUCGUAUUGAAUUAGAAGUAUUAUCAGUAGUUGCUCAACAAAUUCAUUGUAUACAAACAGCUAUCAGUGCUGGAUUGAAACGUUUUGUAUUUGAAGGUACAGAAUUAAGCUUAAACCCAACGUGUACAAUGUUUAUUACAAUGAAUCCAGGUUAUGCUGGGCGUCAAGAAUUACCAGAUAAUUUGAAAGUUCUAUUUCGUUCAGUUGCUAUGAUGGUUCCUGAUUAUGCACUUAUCGGUGAAAUAUCUUUAUAUUCAAUGGGUUUCAUUGAUGCUAGAUCAUUAUCUAGUAAAAUUGUAGCUACAUAUCGUUUAUGCUCAGAACAAUUAUCAUCACAACAUCAUUAUGAUUAUGGUAUGCGUGCUGUUAAAUCAGUAUUAACAGCAGCUGGUAAUUUACGUCAAAAAUAUAUAAAUGAAAAUGAAUCAGUAUUAUUAUUAAAAGCAAUUAAUGAUGUAAAUUUACCAAAAUUUUUAUCAUAUGAUAUACCAUUAUUUGAAGGUAUUAUAUCAGAUUUAUUCCCUGGGAUACAAUUACCUAAAUAUGAUUAUAAUCAAUUUAUUGAUUGUUUACAUGAACAAUUAAAUAAUCAUCAAUUACAAUAUAUACCAUGGUAUUUAAAUAAAAUUUUACAAAUUUAUGAAAUGAUACUUGUUAGACAUGGUUUAAUGAUUGUUGGUGAUACAUUAAGCGGUAAAACUAAAUCAUAUCAAAUAUUAGCUAAUACAAUUAAUAAAUUAAUUGAAACUAAUCAAAUUAAUAAUGAAUAUUUAGUACAAUAUAGUAUUAUUAAUCCAAAAUCAAUAACUAUAGGACAAUUAUAUGGACAAUUUGAUAUUGUAUCACAUGAAUGGUCCGAUGGUAUAUUAUCUAUUAUAUUUCGUGAAUAUGCUACAAUACAAGAUAAUAAACGUAAAUGGAUAUUAUUUGAUGGACCAGUUGAUGCUGUAUGGAUUGAAAAUAUGAAUACUGUAUUAGAUGAUAAUAAAAAAUUAUGUUUAAUGUCAGGUGAAAUUAUACAAAUGUCAUCAUUAAUGAAUUUAAUAUUUGAACCAGCUGAUUUAGAACAAGCUAGUCCAGCAACUGUAUCAAGAUGUGGUAUGAUUUAUAUGGAACCAGAACAAUUAGGUUGGAGACCAAUGGUUAAAUCAUAUAUAGAUUAUCAAUUACCAAAUAAUUUAAUAAAUGAAUUAAAAGAAUUAAUUAAUGAUCUUUUUGAAUGGCUUGUUGAUCCAUGUUUAGAAUUUAUACAAACUAAUUGUAGACAAUUAUUUUCUAUAUCUAAUUUACAUGCUGUUAAACAAUUAAUUACAUUAUUUGAUUGUUUAUUAGAUGAAAUAAGACAUUGGUGUACAUUAGAUCAAAAUACGGAAACACCGGAAAUUGGUUCACCACAAGCGAAUAUGUCUGUUCAAACUGUUUAUUUACAAAUUCAAGCAUUAUUUCUUUUCUCAAUUGUAUGGAGUUUAGGAUCAUGUUUACCAACUGAAUCAAGAGGAAAAUUUGAUUUGUUUUUUCGUGAUCUAAUUUCUGGUACAAAUCAACAACAUCCUAAGCCAAAAACAAUUAAAUUAACUAAAGCGAAUUCAUUUCCAGAACGUCAAACUGUUUAUGAUUUUUGGUUUGAUAAAAAAUCUCAAGGAUCAUGGACUGAUUGGAUUAAUUUUAAUUGGAAUCCAAUGAAAGCUGGACAAUGUUAUAAUCCUAAUGAAUCAUUAUCUAUAACAAAUUCUGAAAGUGGUAUACUGAAUUCAUCAAGUUCAAUUGGAAUUGAUAAUGAUUCACAAAGUGAUAUGAUUGUUAGUACAAUUGAAACUGAACGAAUGUAUUACUUUCUUAAUCUGUAUACAACACAUCGUAUUCCAUUACUUCUAGUUGGACCAACAGGAACUGGUAAAUCUGUCAUUGCUAAUAAUUAUCUUAUUCAAUUACCUAAAGAAAAUUACUUACCAAAUAUUUUGAAUUUUUCUGCACGUACAACUGCUAAUCAAACACAAGAUAUUAUUAUGUCACGUUUAGAUAGACGACGCAAAUGUGUAUAUGGUCCACCUAUAGGUAAACAAUGUAUUGUAUUUAUUGAUGACUUAAAUAUGCCAAUGAAAGAGAAAUAUGGCGCUCAACCACCUAUUGAAUUAUUACGUAUGUGGAUUGAUCAUAAUCAUUGGUAUGAUAGAAAAGAUAAUACAAAACAAUAUUUAGUUGAUGUACAAUUUAUGGCUGCUAUGGGACCACCUGGAGGUGGACGAAACAAUAUUACAUCACGUUUAACUAGACAUACAAAUGUAUUAGGUGUCAAUGAAUUUGAUGAUCAAACAAUGUUAAAAAUAUUUACUACUAUUACCGAUGCACACUUUUCGAAUGGUUUUGAACCACAAUUUAUGAGAUUAAGUAAAAUAUUAGUUCAAGCAACUUUACAUGUUUACAAAUUGUCUAUAUCAACAUUUUUACCAACACCAGCUAAAUCCCAUUAUAUAUUUAAUUUACGUGAUUUUGCAAGAGUUAUUAAAGGUAUACGUUUAAUACCAUCAAGUAAUAUGAAAGAAGAAGAUAAGUUAAUGCGUUUGUGGAUACAUGAGGUAUAUCGUGUAUUCUAUGAUCGAUUAACAAUGACGGAAGAUGAAAAUUAUUUCUUUGAUAUUAUUCGUCAAACAUGUUCUGAUAUAUUUCGUACUAAUAUUGAUAAAAUAUUAAGUCAUUUAAGUUUAAGUGGACGUGUUACUGAUAAUGAUAUUAGAAAUUUAUUAUUUGGUAAUUAUAUACAAGAUGAUAGUUGUUAUGAUGAAGUAACUGAUUAUAAAUUACUUAUAAAACGUAUGGAAAAUUAUUUAAAUGAUUAUAAUACAAUUUCUAAAACACCAAUGAAUCUUGUUAUGUUUAAAUAUGCUAUUGAACAUAUUAGUCGUGUAGCACGUGUUUUAUUACAAGAUAAUGGUCAUGCAUUAUUAGUUGGUGUCGGAGGUAGUGGUCGUCAAAGUGCUACACGUUUAGCUAGUCAUAUUGCUGAUCAUGAAUUAUUUGUCAUUGAAAUAACACGUACAUACGGUGUAAAUGAAUGGCGUGAUGAUAUUAAACGUUUAUUACUUAAAACUGGUUUAGAAGCUAAAUCCACUGUAUUCUUAAUUACCGAUAAUCAAUUAAAGCAUGAAUCAUUUAUGGAAGAUAUAUCAAUGUUAUUAAAUUCAGGUGAUGUACCAAAUUUAUUCCCACCAGAUGAAAAAGCUGAAUUAAUAGAUAAAGUACAAAAUAUUGUACGUUUAGAAGCAAAAAAAGCCGGUGUUAAAAUUGAACCAGAUCCAUUAGCAAUGUAUACAUAUUUUACACAAAGAGUUAAAAAGCAUUUACAUAUUGUGUUAGUUAUGAGUCCGAUUGGAGAUGCUUUUCGAUCACGGCUACGUAUGUUCCCAUCUUUGAUUAAUUGUUGUACAAUUGACUGGUUUCAUGUUUGGCCUGAAGAUGCAUUAGAAAUGGUUGCAAAUAAAUGUUUUGAAGGUAUUGAAUUCGCAGAAAAUAUACGUGAAUCAUCUGUUACUUUAUGUAAAUACUUUCAUGAAAGUGUAAGAAAAUUAGCUGAAAAAUUUUUAGAGGUAUUACGUCGACAUAGUUAUGUAACACCAACAUCAUAUUUAGAAAUGAUACUUACAUUUAAAAAAUUAUUACAUCAGAAACGGACUGAAUUAACUACAAUGCGUAAUCGAUAUUUAACUGGUUUAGAAAAAUUAGAAUUUGCUGCAAAUGAAGUUGGUAAAAUGCAAAUUGAAUUACGUAAUUUACAACCAUUACUUAUUGAGACAAGUGCAGAAACUGAUAAAUUAUUACAUAAAAUUGCACAAGAAUCUGUUGAAGUUGAAGCACAACGUGAAAUUGUUGCAUCCGAUGAAAUGAUUGCUAAUCAAUCUGCAUCUAUAUCGAAAGCAAUUAAAGAUGAAUGUGAAUCGGAUUUAGCUGAAGCUAUGCCAAUAUUAAACGAUGCAUUAUCAUCUUUAGAUACAUUAAAACAAAGUGAUAUUACAUUAGUUAAAUCAAUGAAAAAUCCACCAAAUGUUGUAAAAUUAGUUAUGGAAGCUGUUUGUAUAAUGUUAAAUGAAAAAGCUGAUCGUAAACCAGAUGGUACAGGUCGAAUGAUUGAAGAUUAUUGGGGUCCAUCAUUAAAAUUAUUAAGUGAUUUGAAAUUUUUAGAUCGUUUAAAAAAUUAUCCAAUUGAUAAUAUUUCUAUAAAUAUUAUGAAAAAAAUUCGUGAUAAUUAUAUACCAAAUACAGAUUUUGAUCCAAAAAUUGUACGAAAUGCAAGUACAGCAUGUGAAGGUUUAUGUAAAUGGAUUAUUGCAUUAGAUAAAUAUGACAAAGUGGCUAAAAUUGUUGCACCGAAAAAAGAAAAAUUAACUAUUGCUGAAUCUGAAUUAAAAGUCCAACUGGCUAAAUUAGCUGAAAAGAAAGCUGCGUUAGAUGAAAUUCAAGCGAAAUUUCAAGGUUUACAAGAUCAAUUAGAAGAAAUGCAAAAGAAGAAACAAGAUUUAGAAGAUAAUAUUGAUUUGUGUAGUAAAAAGUUGGAUCGUGCAGAAAAACUGAUUAGUGGAUUAGGUGGGGAGAAAACACGAUGGACUGAAGCUGCUGCAUUAUUAAAAGAACGAUAUGAAAAUAUAAUUGGAGAUGUUCUAUUAAGUGCUGGUGUUGUUGCCUAUCUUGGACCAUAUACUAUUGAUUUUCGUUCUCGAAUACAAAAUGAAUGGCAUGAAUUAUGUCAAAAAUUGGAAAUUCCUUGUUCUGAAGUGUUUCGUAUCUCUGAUACAUUAGGUGAUCCUGUAAAAAUUCGUUCAUGGAAUAUUGCUGGACUACCAGUGGAUAGCUUUUCUACUGAUAACGGUAUAAUUGUUACAAAUUCUAAUAGAUGGGCAUUAUGCAUAGAUCCACAAGGUCAAGCUAAUAAAUGGAUUAAAAAUAUGGAAAAAGAUAAUAAAUUACAAAUUAUUAAAUUAACUGAUACACAUUAUUUACGUACAUUAGAAAAUGCUAUACAGUUUGGUAUGCCUGUAUUAAUGGAAAAUAUUGGUGAAGAAUUAGAUCCAAUAUUAGAACCAAUAUUACAACGUUUAUUAUUUAAAACACAAGGAAGUUGGUGUAUACGCCUUGGUGAUAAUAUUGUUGAAUAUAAUUCAAAUUUUCGUUUUUAUAUCACUACACGAUUACGUAAUCCAAAUUAUUUACCUGAAAUUGCUGUCAAAGUAUGUUUAAUUAAUUUUAUGAUUACACCAAUUGGUUUACAAGAUCAAUUAUUGGGUAUUGUUACAGCGAAAGAGAAACCAAAAUUAGAAAUGAUUAAAAAUCAAUUAAUUAUUGAUACAGCUAAUAAUAAACGUCAAUUAAAAGAAUUAGAAGAUCAAAUAUUAGAAGUAUUAAAUACAUCACAAGGGAAUAUAUUAGAAAAUGAAAAUGCUAUUCAUAUAUUAAGUUCAUCAAAACAAUUAAGUAAAGAAAUAAUCGAAAAACAAUCUAUAUCAGAUAAUACACAAUUAGAAAUUGAUUCAACACGUAAUGUAUAUCGUCCAGUAUCUGAACAUGGUUCAUUAUUAUUUUUUUGUAUAUCAGAUCUAUCAAAUAUUGAUCCGAUGUAUCAAUAUUCAUUAACAUGGUUUAUUAAUUUAUUUAUAUCAUCUAUUUCUAAUAGUGAAAAAUCGCCUAUUUUGGAAGAACGAAUUGAAUUAUUGAAUAAUCAUUUUACACUUAGUGUUUAUCGAAAUAUAUGUCGAUCAUUAUUUGAAAAUCAUAAAUUAUUAUUUUCUUUAAUCAUGUGUUAUUCACUUAUGAAAAAUAAAGGGAAAGUAAAUGAAACAGUUUGGCGUUUUCUACUAACCGGUGGUGUUGCACUUGAUAAUCCUUAUCCAAAUCCAUGUCCUGAUUGGUUAUCAGAUAAAUGUUGGUCAGAAAUUGUACGUACAACAGAAUUACCAGGAUUAGAAGGAUUUAUGGAUAGUGUACAAUCUGCUUCAAAUGAAUGGAAAGCUAUGUAUGAUGAUUUAACACCUCAUAGAUUUCCUAUUCCUGGAGAAUUUUCAAAAUUAGAUGGUCUUGAAAAAUUGGUUGUACUACGAUGUAUAUGUCCAGAUAAAGUGAUCCCUGGAGUUCAAGAUUUUAUUGUACAAAAUCUUGGUCAACAAUUUAUUGAACCACCAACAUUUGAUUUACCCAGUUCAUUCGCUGAUUCCAAUUGUUGUUCACCAUUAAUAUUUAUAUUAUCACCUGGAGCUGAUCCAAUGAAUGCUUUAAUUAAAUUCGGUAUUGAUAUAGGAUAUACCAGGGAUCGUAUACAAACAAUAUCACUUGGUCAAGGUCAAGGACCAAUAGCAGCGAAUAUGAUUUAUCAAGCUAUUAAAAAUGGUACAUGGGUUGUAUUACAAAAUUGUCAUUUAGCUGUUAGUUGGAUGAAAUCAUUAGAGAAAAUAUGUGAAGAAACAAUUAUACCAAAUAAUGUAAACGAUAAAUUUCGUCUAUGGUUAACUAGUUAUCCAUCACCUGAUUUUCCUGUUACAAUAUUAGAAAAUGGUGUUAAAAUGACAAAUGAACCACCAAAAGGUUUGCGAUCAAAUUUAUUACGUUCUUAUUUAAAUGAUCCUAUAUCAGAUCCAAUAUUCUAUGAUGGCUGUACAAAAAAUCCUAUAUGGCAUAAGAUGUUAUUUGGAUUAUGCUUUUUCCAUGCACUGGUUCAAGAACGACGUAACUUUGGUCCACUUGGUUGGAAUGUUCCUUAUGAAUUUAAUGAAUCCGAUCUACGUAUCAGUGUACGACAAAUGAAGAUGUUUUUAGACCAAUAUGAUGAAAUUCCAUUUGAAGCAUUGACUUAUCUUACUGGUGAAUGUAAUUAUGGUGGACGUGUAACUGAUGAUAAAGAUAGACGAUUACUUAUUUCAUUAUUGGGUAUAUUUUAUAAUAAAAGAAUUAUUGAAGAAGAAAAUUACAAAUUUUCACCAUCUGGUAUAUAUUACUGUCCUGAUGAUGGUACAGCCCAACAUUUUAUUGAUUAUAUACGUUCAUUGCCAUUAAAUCCAAUGCCAGAAGUUUAUGGUCUUCAUGAUAAUGCCGAUAUCACUAAAGACAAUCAAGAAACUUUCCAAUUAUUUUCUGGAAUUUUAUUAACAUUACCAAGACAAAAAGAUACAGCUGGUAAAUCACCAGAAUCAAUUGUACAAGAAUUAGCUGCAGAUAUUUUAUCGAAACUUCCACCAGAUUUUGAUUUGAAAGAAGUAAUUAAUCAUUAUCCUGUCAAGUAUGAAGAAUCGAUGAAUACCGUACUUAGACAAGAAUUGAUACGAUUUAAUCGCUUAACUAGCAUUGUACGUACAACAUUAAUAGACUUACAAAAAGCUAUCAAAGGAUUAGUUGUUAUGUCAGCUGACUUAGAAGAUGUAUUUAAUUCAAUAUUAAUUGGAAAAUUACCAAGUGUUUGGGCAGCGAAGUCAUAUCCAUCACUUAAACCUUUAGGAAGUUAUAUACAAGAUUUACUAUAUAGAUUGAAAUUUUUCGCUGAUUGGUUAACUUAUGAUACACCACCGGUAUAUUGGAUAUCAGGUUUUUAUUUUACUCAAUCAUUUUUAACUGGUAUAUUACAAAAUUAUGCAAGAAAAUAUACAAUACCAAUAGAUACAGUUGGUUUUACAUUUGAUGUCACAUCAAAUUAUUUAAAUAUAAUUAAUAUAUUAGACAAUAUAUCAACUAUACCAAAAUAUCCAAAACAAUCAUUCAAUGAAAAUAGACGUACAUCAUUAAUUAUGAAUAAUGAUGUUAAAUUACAAAGAUCAAAUGAACAAUUUGGUGAUUUUAUCAAACCAAAUGAUGGUGCUUAUAUAACAGGAUUAUAUUUAGAAGGUGCACGUUGGGAUUUAAUGAGUAAUUGUUUAAAUGAAUCAAAAUCAAAAAUAUUAUUUGAUAUAAUGCCAGUUAUCUGGCUUAUUCCAAAAAAGUUAAGUGAAAUCAAUCGUGAAUCAACUUAUACUUGCCCAGUCUACAAAACAUCUGCUCGACGUGGUGUUCUAUCAACUACAGGACAUUCAACAAAUUUUGUAUUAUAUAUUGAUUUGAAAACAAAUCAACCACAAGAGCAUUGGAUUAAUCGUGGUGUAGCUGCUUUAUGUCAAUUAGAUGAUUAGAAAGUGACAUCAGAGAUAAUAUAUGUUUAAAUGAAUAACAAAUAGUGAUAUGCUGAAUGUAUGAGAACGUAGACAGUGAUAUCUAUAAAUAUUAGAAGUAAUAGGACGAAAUUCAUUUCAUACAGUAUUUUUUACAUUAAAGUUGAAGGAAGAAUUCAGUAAUGUAAAAUGACCUGAAAUAUAAUUUAGAUAAAUUUCUUUUAUGAUUACUGUUCCC
Schistosoma guineensis is the source of this 12667-nucleotide messenger RNA. Lineage: Eukaryota; Metazoa; Platyhelminthes; Trematoda; Strigeidida; Schistosomatidae. The record is from the annotation of a GenBank genome assembly.